UACCCCUACAAAAACAGCUUAGAUAUCAACAUAUGGGAACAAUAACUGCCACAAGAAAACCAAGAAUUUGACCUUGUGUAUUACUGCAAACUUAAAAACAAGUCUGUUUUCACUAUGUCUUUUAAAGUCUCUUUUCACUUCGAGAGAGGCUGUGGCACUGUGUGUCUUUACAGUUGUUAUACUUAUUCCGUAUUUGAUUAAUGACAGCUCCCUCGUGAGUCGCGACCAAAGAAGUAUCCCUUGCUCAUUUAAGAGAUGUAUCUUUUAUCAAAAGCUUUCAUGCGUUCAGUUGAUCAUCAAUCGUUGAAAGAGUCCAGCUCAUCGAGAACAAUGUUCGACAAGAAGACAAGAAAUGAAUUUCAUAAGCCUGAAAAAAAUUAAUAACUGGUUCAGUUGUAGCGCCGAGCCUAAAAUAACCAGCUCUUACUUUCUAAAGCCCUGUAAUCUCCUUCAAUGGAGAUGUAUCACGAGCUUGUAUAUUUUGCCAGCUUAAGGCUUUUUAAUUAGUUAGGAGGUGACACGUUUCCGCGAAUAAUUGCACAACCUGUUGCUGUCAGCAACAGGCAUCUCAACAGUACGUAGCUAAAUAAAUUGCUUAAUAUAAACCGAUCAGGUUUUCUAUUGCUUAUGGAAAAUGAGUGGAUAUGAUUAUUUUUUAUGCCGCUAACUUGAACGCUGGACUGUGCAAAGACCUGUUACUUAUUUGGACUAAGACUAUGUAAUGUUUCUUUCAAAAGCUUCAGGAGAGUUUUGAUUGCAAUAUAAAACCUGUCUUGUUAACUUUGCACAGAAUUCCGUCUAGUCUAAACCAAUUUAUCUUUCAGCAAGCUCUCGGGGCAAGCGUUGUAUUCUUCAGACUUUUACUGAAUUGGUCAUAAACGAAACAGUUAAAUGUAUACUGAAAGGCUCGUCGGCCUUUGAAUAUAUGUUUUUGAGAGGGAAGAAAAUUGUUUUUGGAGCGAGUAACGUUUUAUGGAGGAUGUAUGCCACUAAAUGCAGUGGCUGCAAGACGACCAUCCCUGCAAACGAGUUUGUGAUGCGAGCAUUAGGAAAUGUGUAUCACAUACAAUGUUUCGUGUGCACUAUGUGUGGCCAUCGCCUUGAAAAAGGCCAGGAAUUUGCGUUAAAAGAUAACAAGUUAUACUGCAAGGACGACUAUGGAAAACUUCCCACAAAAGGAUCAUCAAACAGUCCGCCACACAAGCCGCAACAAGAGAAUGUAAUAAAUAACAGUUUUAAAAAUGAUAAAGAGACAAAAUCGGAGAAAGCGGACAAUUCUGAUUCUGACGAUUCAUCAGUAAUUGGUGAUGAUGAAAAUGACGACAAAAAAGGACCAAAGAGACCUCGAACAAUACUCACAAGUCAACAAAGAAAAAUAUUCAAAUCUGCCUUUGAAAUUAGCUCUAAGCCUUGUAGAAAGGUCAGAGAAGAACUUUCAAGAGAAACAGGUCUCAGCGUUCGAGUUGUGCAAGUCUGGUUUCAAAAUCAGAGAGCAAAGAUUAAAAAACUGGCCAGAAGAAACAAUCCGGAGUCUGAUGGCGCAGCUAGCUGUAGAGUUAGUAAUCGACAAAGAAGUCUUAAAAAAAGUAAAGACGGGAAAUCGUCAAGUCCAAGAGAUAAAAGGCGAACUGAUAGAGACAGUCUAGAUCUUCCUCCAUCACUCUCCCCUCCCCCACAACUUCCGGGAUCCCAACCCCCUCCCUACGGAAUGCUUCCCCCUCAAUACCAACAUUUGCAAAAUCAUAUGGGACCAAUGAUGGCACCACCGCAGUUCCAACCGCCGUACCAAGGACCGCUUAACCAUAUGGACUCUGGGGAAAUUCCCAUGGACCACGGAAUGCAAGCUAUCGAUGAAUGUAUGAUGCGGCCGCAACAGUUUAACCCCGGGGAUAUGGGCGGAUACCCCACCGCUACAAAUCACAAUGGUCAGAAUCACUUAGAACUUAUGCAUGAUAUGAUUAAUUCAUUCUAAUUUAUUACAAUAUUAGAAGUAUAUUGUAUCGUAAUUAUUGACUGCGCCUCUUUGCUAGUAACUUUUUAAAAUACUUUCAAUAUUGCUGUUAGUUUGGAAUGUACAAUUUGUUAAGUUUUAUUGGUAUUCAUUCAUCGUUGUUACUAAUUAUCAUGACACUACUUGAAAACAUUUUCGAACAAAUAGGUUAUCUUUUCGGAAACGUUUUCCCUUUUUCUCUGCCUUUCUUUGAGAGAAAAAUUUCUUUUUAAACCCGUAAUUUAACUUGUCGAGUCAUGAUCAAGAAAACGAUCAAAUAGUUAUCACAGUUUUAAAAAAACAUUUAGGGAAAUUUUACGAGUUAUUGUUCCGUAAGUUAAUGGAAAAAAGCUGCUAGGCUUAGAAGUCGUCACACCCUAUAUCGCUAGUCACCACUCCCUCUCUCGCAACGUCUUGCUGAUUAGAAGAAUAGGUCUCUUUUGAGAAAACUUUAAAGGAGUAAGUAUCCUAGGAACUUGUGAAUACUGUCCUUAACUAUGAAGUGUUUAACGGACAAAUCAUAAAUCUUUUUCAUCAGAAAAUCGUGAGUUAGGUGUAAACGCUUCUAUGCCUGUGAUUUAUGGAGACUGCAAACACUUUGUGAUUGCAACAAUCACCUUUUGCGUGCAGAUGUCGUAUUAUACUUGAGGAAAAUAAAAAAAAAAAAAAAAA
Messenger RNA from Stylophora pistillata, 2662 nucleotides. Its product is annotated as LIM homeobox transcription factor 1-beta. Gene Ontology annotation, molecular function: RNA polymerase II transcription regulatory region sequence-specific DNA binding; DNA-binding transcription factor activity, RNA polymerase II-specific. Gene Ontology annotation, cellular component: nucleus. The record is from RefSeq and is a predicted model, not a curated record. Gene Ontology annotation, biological process: neuron differentiation; regulation of transcription by RNA polymerase II. Lineage: Eukaryota; Metazoa; Cnidaria; Anthozoa; Scleractinia; Pocilloporidae.